Molecule: messenger RNA, 2295 nt
Organism: Cladocopium goreaui
Lineage: Eukaryota; Dinophyceae; Suessiales; Symbiodiniaceae
Source: the annotation of a GenBank genome assembly
AUGCUGGCCAAUCAGAAGCUUUUGAUCGAGACCAUGCAAGCCUGUCACAGGCACAAUGAGAGUAUCCUUUCCCUGGUGAGCAAAGUGUGCUCGAAGAUGAGCCUGGCAGACAUCAGUUCAGAGUGCGAGCAGGUUCGUGAAGUUCUCAAGGACACGAAUUCAAUGUUCUCGACUCUCCAAGAUGCUUCAACAGCCGAUCUCUCACAAGUCUUGGGAGAUGUGAAGAAGUACGCAUCUGAAGUGGUGACGCAGGAGUCUCGCGAAAUGCAGACUGCAGUGAACCAGAAGGCUGACGCCCUCUCCCAGGACGUGAAUGAGCGCUUCAAGAAACUCGAGGCACGCGUGCUGUCCGAUCUGGGUAGUGGCGAAGCAGGCGAAGGGAAGGCCAGUAAGGGUGACAGCCAACUGCUGAAGAAGAUGACCAACAGGAUGACGGACUUUGAGUCCCAAGUCUCCACGCAAAUUCAACAGCUGACCCAGGAUGUUGAGAAGAAGAUCUCCUUUUUGGGCUCCCGCGCUGGCGACACCGCAGUGCCCGGCUUGGAGAGUUUAGCACAAGAUGUGGAUACCGUGAAGUAUGACAUCGGAGAGUUGAAGGACAUCUUGCACGGCACCAAGAAUGAUCAGUCACAAGUCAAGCGAAUCGUGCUGGCCUGCGAAAGGGACAUGGAGGACUUUACAGCAGCCAUGGAUGCAGUGAAUGUCGACUUGGAUGAGAUGCGCGCAAGAGUGGAUUCAACGCAUUCCAUCAUCACGUCACGCCAGCGCGUAGAGGCCACCGUGACGGCCGAGAUCUCCACCAUGCGUUUGGAUAUGGGUGAUAUGCAAGAGGCCUUGAAAGCCCACGACGCCUGGAUGGAGGAUGUCUCCCAAAGCUUGCAGGAGGUUCACGAGCGUUGCCAACAACUCUCUGAAGACAUCGGUGAGCAUGCCCAGAGCACCCAAGCCAAGUUUGAUGCGAAAACGGACAUCACGGCAUGGAACGACAUGAAUGAUGACAUCGAUGCCUCCAUCAAGACGGUCCGUGACAUGGCAUCAGCACUGCGCUUGGAAGUGGACAGCAGGCGCCGCAAGGUGGAUGAGGAUGUUGGAACUCUCCGUGAGCAGCUGAAGACCCUGACAGAGAAGGUUGACACCAACGCUUCAAAUAUCCAACGCUACGUGGAUGACACUCACCAGACAGUUUCCCAACGCUUGGAUGAACGUCAUCAACACUGCAAGGAUCUGGAGGACGUCUUGGGCCGUCACAACGAGACGCAUCUGCAAAUCCACUCGAAGAUGGACAGUCAUCGUGAAGACUUCGAGACCAGGCAUUCCCAACUUGAAGCGCACCUGCAGAAACAAGAUGAGGAUUUGCACAAGGAGGUGAACGACCGCAUCGAUGGUGUGGAAAGGCAUCACUCCAAUCUCUCCAAGGAGAAUGCCAAGCGCCUCAAUGCCUUGGACCUCCGCAUUGCGGGACUGCAAGGCGCCAGCGGCGAAUCCAAGCGCGACGUUGGAAAGCUCCGUGACGAGGUGAACAACUUGACAGUGAAGAGCGCGGCUCAUGAUGUGGACAUUGGCAAAAACAGUGACGACCUGCGCAAGCUCGAGCGUCAGCGGGCAGAGGACAACCAACGGCACAAGCAAGACGUGGACGGCAUCUACGAGGAGCUUGAUCAGAAGGUCUAUGAGAAGAACUUCCAGACUCUGGAGGACAACGUCACCAAGCUUACACGUGGCACCGUGAAGCUCUGUCAGGUCGUUGGUGUAUUCCCUGGAGCGCGAAUGAAUGAUGGCACUGAGGAAGAACUGGAUGUGGAUGUGGAAUUGCUCAACUGGGAGGAUUGUGCACAGAACCUCGUGAGCCGUGUUGACAAAACUUGGCGCCAAGUUUCCUCUCAGAAAUACCGUAGCAUCCUGGACUUGCUUGGAAAGAAGGCUGACCACUCCGUCUUGCGCCUGCUGCAAAUAUCCCAGCAGCACAUUGAAAGUCAACUGGAUCGCGUCCGCCAUGAGCGCGAGCUCUGGAAGGAAGUGGUGGACAAGCGCGCGCAACAGCCACUGCAACUGGCCCUCACGCUGAAGGACCCACACACUGGACAGCCUUUGCCUGGACCACCAGGAUAUGGACUUCCAGGAUUGGAUGGAAAUGCUAUGGGAGGGCAAUUGUCAGCUCGAGGACUGCCAGCGAUGACAGCGGAUCCUAUGAUGCAGCUGGGCCCUGCAGGACAGGGCAUGGCAGAUCAACCGAAAGCUUCACCCUUGGCCAAACGCAUCGCACGGCCGUCCCCACAGGGGCCGCCGGCUCCAAAG